This is a messenger RNA of Hemibagrus wyckioides, 4915 nucleotides long. It is a transcript of the gene nrg2a, whose product is annotated as neuregulin 2a. The coding region runs from base 860 to 3088 and encodes 742 amino acids. The record is from RefSeq and is a predicted model, not a curated record. Gene Ontology annotation, biological process: nervous system development; animal organ development; intracellular signal transduction. Gene Ontology annotation, molecular function: signaling receptor binding. Lineage: Eukaryota; Metazoa; Chordata; Actinopteri; Siluriformes; Bagridae. The transcript is spliced from 11 exons.
UUUUUUCUCUCUGAGGCCGAGCGGCGAAUGUGACCUGAAUGCAGCACAUGAUUUAGCGAUGAAACGAGACGAAAACUCAUUCAGAACUGCUGAAGAAUCCGUGACGCGUUUCAUCGCCUGAUAACCCGCAAGCUGCUAGAAAAGAUCAUGUCGGCGCGCAUCAAUAAAGAAACGGAAUAUUAGUGAAAGGACGGUCGCAUCCCCCGACACCAGACAUUUUUUUCUUUCCUUUUCUUUUUUCGUAUGGAUUUGUGAUGGCAGAGAUCAUGGUGUGACGGCUUUUUAGGUGGCAUUGGAAGACUAUAGACACAUAGACACACGGCGGUGUGUCGGCGCUCAGUGAGCGCUGAAUGUGUCGUUGGUGCGGGGAGGAUUACUGCACGUUUCCCCCUCUCCGUCCGCGCCACAUCGGAGAAGCGGAGAGAGACGGGCCACGAGGGACACGACGGGAACAGUUUACCGCUGGAGGCAUUAAUAACCCGGGCUUUGUCGUUCAGGAAGUGGAUUUAAUGGUUUUACUUUAAGCAGACAUCGAUCGUGGACCGCAGCAUUUCACGUUCGUUUCUUCCUGCAGUGAGUGAUACAGAGGCAUCAGUGCCGAUAAGCGCGCUCACUACACUACUGCAUUUUUUGGGGCAAAGAUAGACUGCGGAUACUUGCUAUAUAUGGCUGUGUAGCUUCCACGGAGGAGGGCCAAUCCCCUCAUUUCGUUGCAUUUUUUCUCACAAUGCGUUUUAUCCGAAUGCACUUGGGAGAUUUUUAGCCCAGAGUCAUUUGGCCGUUCCACUAUCUGCCGUCUCCUCUCCAAUUGCAAGAUUAUCGGGAGGGGAAAAACACCCAGCAGCGCAUCCCCGAUGGCAUGGACACUUCCGCAGGGUCUGCCGCGCCGCCGUGCUACCGGAGCCCGUUCGCAGCCCGCCCGAGCCCGCGCCGAGCCAAAGCAGGCGGCAUGAGGCUCGAGCCGGUGCCCUUCUCCAUGCUGGUCAUCGGGGUCGCGUUCGCGUGCCACUCCCCGAGCCCGAGCUCGCUGCGGGAGCGCGCCCGCCACUCCGCCGUGGUGAUUGAGGGCCGUGUGCAGUCGGCGCCCCACAACGCUUCGGGCGCCGAGCCCUACCGGGUGGACGUCAAGGUGCUGGACGUGUGGCCGCGGCACAGCGGCGGCCUCGAGCGCGAGCAGCUCGUCACCGUGCGCGAGCUGGGCCCUACGAGCGGGCCGUGCGCGCGCGUGCUCAACGACCACCGGUACAUCUUCUUCAUGGACCCCACCGACGAGCCCCUGGUGUUCAGGGCGUCGUACGCGCCCCUUGAAGCCAGUGGCAUGGAUGUGAAAAAAGACGUCGGGAAGAUCUUGUGCGAGGACUGCGGAGCUCCUACAAUAAAACCUUUGCGGAGCCCGGUGGUGGUGGCGGAAGGAGCCCCGAUAACAGUGAAAUGUGAGGCCUCGGGUAAAUCUCCCCUGUCCUAUAAGUGGUACAAAGAUGGCAACAUUCUGAAUAAGAGCAAACAAGUCAAGAUCAGAGGCAAGAAGAAAAACAAGGUCCAGAUUACUAGUGCUCGGCUGGAGGACUCUGGGAAUUACAUGUGUGUAGUGGAGAACGACAGUGGGAGCAGCAACAGCACAAGCACCGUUCAUGUCCAAAGCAUAACCACAGCGUUACCUCCGGGCUCAGGCCACGAAAGAAGAUGCAACGAGACAGAGAAGGGAUACUGCGUGAACAACGGCGAGUGUUACUUCAUCCAUGGUAUAAAUCAGCUCUCCUGCAAGUGUCCAAAUGACUUUAAUGGCGAUCGCUGUCAAACCUACGUUAUGGCCAGUUUCUACCAGUCUCUUGGGAUUGAGUUUAUGGAGGCAGAGGAGCUCUAUCAGAAGAGAGUCCUGACAAUCACAGGCAUCUGCGUGGCUUUGUUGGUGGUGGGCAUCGUGUGCGUGGUGGCGUACUGCAAAACCAACCUCCCCCCUAGGAAACAGAGGAAGAAGAUGCACAAUCACCUGAGGCAGAACAUGUGUCUGGAUCACCCCAAUCGCAGCCUGGCCAACGGGCCCAACCACCCGGGCCCUGGCCCUGAGGAGAUCCCAAUGGUGGAUUAUAUCUCAAAGAACGUCCCAGCUACUGAGAGAGUGAUGAGAGACGCAGCAGAGACCUCGUUUGCCGGCAGCCAUCAUUCUUCCAGAUCUCACAAUUCCUCCACCCGAGCCCACUCCUCUACACACAGACAUGACGAGAAGACGUGGAGCCUGGAGCGGACGGACAGCGUGCUGUCAGACUGUCCCUCGGGUGUGCUCUCGUCCUCUGUGGGCACCAGUAAGUGCAGCAGUCCGGCGUGUAUGGAGGCACGAGCGCGUCGUGCCGCUCACUGCGGAUACCCCGAGUCCCGCCGGCCACCGAUGCGCUAUGGAGACUCCUUCGACUCGCUCGACUCACCACACAGCGACAGGUACGUGUCAGCCCUGACUACGCCAGCACGCUUGUCUCCAGUGGACUUCCAUUACUCACUGCCUCCACAGGUGCCUACCUUCCAGAUCACGUCUCCCAAUGCCAGCCACGCCAUGUCUCUGCCGCCAGCUGCCCGCACCCCCUACCGACCUGAGGAGGACCAGCCACUGCUUCGCUGCUACCAGCUGCCUCUGCACGAGGCCCAGCGCCACGAGCCCUACCAGCAGCGGAUACAACAGCAGCGGGCACGCUCCUACCUGCAGGACAGUGCAGGCAGCCUGCCCUCCAGUCCAUACCGGCUGGCCCAGAACGACGAUGAGUACGAGAGCACGCAGGAGUGCCCGCCCUCACUGGAGCAACCAAAGAGAAGCAGCGGACGCUGGCACAGGUCCAGACUGAAUGGGCACGUGGCACCGCAGGGCUACAGGCCACCCCGGGACUUGGGCUCACGCAGCUGCCUGUCGGACAGUGAGUCGGAGGAGGGCGAGGAGGGCGAGAGCACGCCUUUCCUCAGCAUGCAGAACAUAAACACACCCGAGCCCUCAGCCAUCUACAGGCCCGCGCCGCCCACACACACACGGACUUCCCACACACAGAGCAGACACACGCAGCAGCAGCACGCACGCUCCAAACCGGACAGAGCUGCCCACUAAAGACACAGUCCACCUACCCACCCGCGAAAUCUGUAUACCUAUAGACCUGCACCUAUAAAAAAAUAUUUUUUAUUUUAUAUAACUAACAGAUAUUCUAAACAAAUGAAAUAUUUAUUUUCAUUUUAGCAAAAAAAGUUGUCUACUAGUUAACAGCAAAGACUUUUUUUUAUAGGGAAAACUCUAUUUAUAUGUACAUUUUGAUUUACAGCAUAAAAGAGACGUGCCAAUUUUUUCACAACUUAAAGAAAUAGAAUAAUAUUGUGGUGCCUUUUGCUGUAUGCCGAUGCCAGAGGGCCAGUGGAGUUUUUGUAGCCUUUCUUAUAAGGACGCCUCAUUUUUAUACGCACUCUUUCGUUGUCUCUUUUUUGGCCUUUUGUUUUCCUUAUCCUCGUGUUCUUUCGGGAGCUGACCCAACCAUUUGAGCAGUGACAUUUCCUCCCCCUUUCACAUCAUGCAAUAUAAACCACUCUUAAGGUGUAUGUUUACAAGAAUAUAAUUCACAUGUUAAAUGAUUAUGUUGCUUUCCUAACAGGAACUUAAUGACAAAUGCAACUGGGACAGGGGCUUAUUUUGUUUUGUUUUGUUUUGUUUUUCCAAUGAAACAGAAGAAAAGCAUGUGAUGUGCAUUCAGAUGUCCAGCUGAGUGUGUGUAGACGUGUUGCACACCUGUGUGAGCAGAAGGAGGGAGAGGUCUAAUUUUCCAGACUAGUGUCCAUUUAUCAGACUUCACACUACUGAAUCAAGGGUCAUGAGCUUGUUCCGAACUGAGAGGCAGAAACCUGUCCAUCUGUAGCAGAUGCUGUGGAGGUUUUGUCGAUGGCUUUGUCAUUGGAGAGCCUCCGCACUCCGAUCCUCUCUUCCUAAACAGUCCUGUUCCACUCUCUCUCAUUCUGUCCAUCCUGUCCUUCUAGCCAGGCUGAAAUAGAAACUUUUAAAGAGUCCACUGAUGAAUUUUAGAAAACAGAACACAUUAAACAUUUCUUUCAUUAAGAGAAACAUAAAAAAAACAAAAUGAGGAAAAUAUUGUUCGCAAGGCCGGGGCUUUUUUUAUUUUCAAGAAUGAAAGAGAGAGAGGUGAACAGCCACGUAGUGUCUCAGGACAACCCCUCCUCUAACCUUCCUCCCUCCAACACAGGUCUGAAGUAAAAGGAAAACUCUCGCAGUCUUAUGAAUGUAUAAGCUCCCUCUUCCAUCCCCAUCCAUGCUGGGAAUCUCAUCAUAACACACACACACACACACAAAAGACAAGACAAAUAGCUGUGAAACUUCCUUCCUUGGGGCCAUAAAAAUAUGCCAAAAUAUGCAAGCUUUAUAUUUUACCGGUUGUUUUCUGAAAGAACCAUAGUGCAUUGUGUGAAAACUGUGACGCUUGAUUUGAGUUUGGUGUACUUGAGUUGAGCUCCCCUUAAUUCUAAUCAAUCAGACCACCAAAUCAUGACACAUUGCUCACCAUGGCCAUCUCGGAGUCCAGGCAAGACCAAAGCGGACGGCUCUAGUCCCACAUGAGUCCGUCGUUCAGGACGUUCGUAAUGCCGAUCAUCUUAUAGAAGUUCCUGAACACUUACUCAUGCUAACAAUUGGCCAAGAUGUCUCUGGAAAGUAAAUGCGAAGAUUUCGGUGUAAUGUCAGAUGUGAAGGAAUACAUCAGUGGCAUAGAUCAUUCAGGAAAUCCAGAAAAGGGAGGAAUGGAAUGAUGAUUAAAAAUCUGUGAUGAGAUAAGCAAAGAAAAAUAAUAUAUACUUAAAAUCUAGAUCCUAACAUGUUUCUCCUGCUCUGUUGUGGUGGCAUCAGAGCAAGAGAAAUGUAUUAUAUGAAAAAAUAUAUAUA